GGAGUAUAAGGAGAGAGGGGAGAUGGAGCAGAAGGAGAGAGAGAAAGAGAGGGGGAGCAGAAGGAGAGAGAGAGCAGAGGGGGAGCAGAAGGAAGGAGAGAGAGGGGGCAGAGAGAGAUGCGUGCUGAGCAGUUGGAGGUUGAGGACGGCGUCUCUGAGAGAGCUCAGUCAGCGCUGCUCUUUAAAUCACACAUCUCCUCUCAUCACUAAAUCCACUCGUUUCUCGCUCUCCCUCGUUCCUCUGAAACAAUCCAGGACUCUUCUCUCCUUCGGCUUGUCUGGGUAACGCCUGCUGUUUGCUCCCUGUAGCGUAUCAGGUUCCUGAGUAAUCACACUCUCCGCCGGUGGCAUGUGGGAAACCUCGGGAUCCAAUAAUCACAGCUGGAGGAGACGCAAUCACACAGAAAAGAUGGGAAAUGCCUCUGAAACUUCCAUUAUUUCAAAGAUAUCUAAAGAGCAUGACUUUCUUUUGGGGAUGAUCCUCACCAUCUUUGUUUACACAGCGUCCCAACUUUACUGGAAUUUGGGUUGUAUGUUUCUUUAUUAUUUAUUCAUAUAUUGUGUGGAUUAUUUGGAUGUUUGGUUCUUUCUUUCUUUCUUUCCUGUGUCAGGUGCAUUCUCUCUGAUGGGGAAUGCUGUCUUGCUCUUGGUGGCCUAUCAGAAGAAGUCAUCUCUCAAACCGGCUGAGUUUUUCAUCGUCAAUCUGUCUAUCAGUGACCUGGGCAUGACCAUCUCUCUCUUCCCCUUUGCUAUUUCCUCUGCUUUCUCUCACAGAUGGCUCUUCACUGAAUCAGUGUGUCUCUUUUAUGCGUUCUGUGGUGUACUCUUUGGCCUGUGCAGUCUCAGCAAUCUGACCGUCUUAUCCUCCGUCUGCUGGUUUAAAGUCUGUCGCCCCAACUACGGGAACAAGUUCUCCUCGUCCCACGCCAUGUUGCUGGUGGUCGGGGUGUGGUGCUUCUCCGCCAUCUUCGCUGUAGGUCCUCUAUCAGGAUGGGGUCAGUACAGUUAUGAGCCCUAUGGCACCGCCUGCUGUAUCGACUGGUUCGCUCCUCACGACAACCUUCUUGCCAUGUCCUACAUCAUAUGCCUCUUCUUCUUCUGCUACAUCGUACCUUGCACCAUCAUCUUCCUCUCCUAUGCCUUCAUCCUGGUGACAGUGCGCGGGUCUCAACAGGCUGUCCAGCAACACAUGUCUCUACAGAACAAGCUCGUCAAUGCUCAAACCCACAUCAUCAAGCUCUCCGUGGCUGUAUGCGUAGGCUUCCUGGUAGCAUGGAGUCCGUACGCUGCUGUAUCCAUGUGGGCGGCGUUUGUGAAUCAGGACGCAGUUCCUCCGAUAGCAUUUGCCACAGUGGCUGUGUUUGCUAAAUCCUCCACCCUUUAUAACCCCCUUAUCUCCCUGGGCUUCAAACCGAACUUCCGCAGGUCCCUUCGCAGAUGGACGUUGUGCUUAUGCCUGUGCCGGCGGGAGAUGGUGCGGAAAAACACAGACAAGGAAAACUGUCAUUUCACUCACACCUCCAAUGGACAUCACACAGGCCAAUGAACUCGCAGGUACUACCUGGACCACACUUCUGGUCCCUGUUUGGACAUCAGUCCUCAAAUGACGGUCCAGAUCCUGACUGGCUUCACACGCAGCGACGUACUGUAGCAGUCAGUCAGAUAUCCAAUGAGAUGCAGAAUGACUUCCUUUAGAUCCAUCCAGAAUACUUCCUUUGUGUUGCUGCACAAACAGGAAAUCAAUACGCCUCAAAUUUUCUGCCAAGAAGAACCUUGGAGGAUCCUUGGAAAAAAACUGGGAUUGACCGUGCACAUCAAACAGUACUGAUGAACAUGAUAUGAAGAGAAGGUGUCGAAGGAUCUCUCAAUCAAGCCUCAAAUCAAAGUUCUAUGUUUAAUAUUACUGUGUAACGUUCAUUUAAUGGUAAUGUUGACUUCUUUAGUCAUGUGACCCUGAAUGUUAAUUAAAUAAUAUACAGACCAAAACCAGUCAACUACA
Neoarius graeffei (lesser salmon catfish) is the source of this 1999-nucleotide messenger RNA. RefSeq names its product opsin 7, group member b (gene opn7b). Gene Ontology annotation, molecular function: G protein-coupled receptor activity. Lineage: Eukaryota; Metazoa; Chordata; Actinopteri; Siluriformes; Ariidae. The coding region runs from base 350 to 1546 and encodes 398 amino acids. The transcript is spliced from 7 exons. Gene Ontology annotation, cellular component: membrane. Gene Ontology annotation, biological process: G protein-coupled receptor signaling pathway. The record is from RefSeq and is a predicted model, not a curated record.